UUUUUUUUUAUUGAGUUAACAGUGAAAGACAGGAAAACAUCGAUUGUUGGAAGACAGCAUGUUUGGUGGUAUGGAGAUGCCAAAUCUGGACUCGGAUGGGUUGAAAACACAGGCUCAGCACAUCUGGAGUAUGUUGGAUGACAUGGCUGCAAAUGACCCGGCUGCUUACAGGAAGUUUAUUGACAGACAGAUGAAGGAGGGUAAAGACACUAUGUCACCUCCAAAGCCCCACAUGUGUGUGCAGACAUGUACAUACAGUGCAAAGCAGCCAUUGUUUAUCAACUUCUGCAGCUGGCAGCGCAUUCCUGAACCUAAGACAGAGGAGGAUCCCACUGUGAUAGGUGGACAGCUACAGACUUUACAGGAUGAAAAUGAAAAAUACCAGCUUGUGGCUGUGUCAUUCCACCCAAAGGUGCUGGAGGAAUUUGGACUAGAUGCCAAGAAAGGUGAAGAACAAGAUGCACUGGUGAACUUAGCCAUUGAUUACCUUCAGGAUCAGCACAAACUGACUAUAUCAAGGCAGUACAAAAUUUUGCCCAGAGAAUUCCCCAUGAAGGGAUCUCUGGAAAACAUUCUACAAACGUUCAGGCCACAGACUGCAAAGGAAGAUGAAAAGUUUGAAAAAGAACUUGAUGAAUUAGAGAAAACUUUUGGGCCAAUGGUUGCUGGGGCUAAGGAUACCAUCCUCAACCAGUUAAAAAAUAUUUCAGUUAGCGACUCAGAUUCAUCCAGGAACAUCACAUCUCACCAACCAGAGAUAGUGUUAGAAACCAGCAAACUGAAUCCUCCAAUCAAGAAAGGCCUUAUUGAAGAUAUAGGCACUGAGUGUGGCGAUAAAAAUUCUUGUACCUGUCCAGAGUAUAGCUUGAAAACAGAAAAUAGCGUGUUAGUGAUGGUGGUGAGUUUGCCUGGAGUGACCACUGUCAGAGACUGUGAACUGGACAUCUCUGAGGACGAUAUAUCCCUGAGGGUUCCUGGGCAGUAUCAGCUUCACCUGAAGUUACCAGAGAGGAUACAUGAUGAGGAAGCCAAGGCCAAGUUCAACAAGAAGCUUGAGCAGCUAACCAUUCACAUGCCAACCAGGUGGCACAGGAUAGAAAGUCUCUCUUUUGAUACAUCAUCAUGAAUAUCAUCAUACACAUUUCCUAUUUCAGUUAUAAAAGGUCCUUUUCAUAUUUAUCAUCCUUUUCAUAUAUAAAGGAAAACUUUGACUGUACAUGAAGUAAUUUAUUAAAGUUUCUAGGAUUUAUCAUUUACAAUUUAUGUGUUACAAUUAUUUGAUGAUGGAGUGAAAGCUACAUUAGCUGUGGGGGCAUCAAAGAAGGAUGUCGUGGCUUUCAGAAUCUACCUCUAGCCAGGUAAAGGUGUGAAGUUAUAAGUUGUAGUAUGUUAUGCAUUACCUUGGUUACGCCGUACUCAAGAAUAUUUCACUGUUAUAUACGACGGCGGCCUGCAUUAUGGUGGGAGGUAACCAGGCAGAGAACGGGAAACUCAUGACCAUGUACAGGUUGCUCCCAGGUCUUCCCACAUACGACCGGAGAGUGGAUUUUCUUAAUCGGAGAAUGUAACUUAUUUAUCAUGGAGGGUAUUCUUUUUCCAUUCAUUCAUUAUUAUAAUACACAUGUCCACUAGGGCAAUAUUGUCAUGAGUUUUGAAUCAGACGUGUUUUUCGGGUGAUACAAACUAUGGUUUUGGUUGACAUUGUCGAGAACAUUUAUACACUGAUACACAGAACAAGGAAUGAAUAAAAUUGACGUCUUUCGGUGGAAAUGACUUUUUUAAAAAGAAUUUAUAAUCGAUUACUCUGCUUUCCAUUCUUUGAAAAAGUUGUAGGUUGAGGUAGUCCGGAAAUGGAGGAUUUCUUCCGCCCAAAGUAGUCCAUGUCUAAGCUUUAUAGCCUCUUGUAUUUGCCAUGAUGUAUUGUUGACAGCGAACUGAUAAUGUGUCUGUAGUACGAAUUCAUUGUUAGUGAUGUUUAGAAAAAAUAACCGAUUUUCAAUUUUUAACAUUUAUGACAUUGCUCUGACUUCGUGCACAUGGUCCUGAAAUUCGAUCCAGUAGCACGACGGUCUUAUUGCUGUGAAUGUACAAUACAUUAAAGUAAUUUCCCGUACGAUGGAAGAUCUGCCAGCAACCUGCGAAU
Messenger RNA from Liolophura sinensis, 2143 nucleotides. RefSeq names its product PIH1 domain-containing protein 2-like. Gene Ontology annotation, cellular component: ribonucleoprotein complex; R2TP complex; cytoplasm. NCBI's taxonomy places the organism in Eukaryota, Metazoa, Mollusca, Polyplacophora, Chitonida, Chitonidae. The record is from RefSeq and is a predicted model, not a curated record. Gene Ontology annotation, biological process: rRNA processing; box C/D snoRNP assembly.